AUGGUGAAGUGCGGUAGUGGAAGCGGCUCGGCUGCUCCUUCUACCGCCCCCUCACCUUCACACGAGGGGCGGCUGCCCUCCUGGACGGGGUGUAGCGCUGCGUCUACUUCUUUUGUGGAGGAUCGGGUGCGGUGCUUAGUGCACCCCGUAGGCGAGGCAUCACGCUUGCCGACGCCCCUGCAGCGCAUCCUUGCCAUCGUACUGCGCAUUCUCCAGCAAGAACGCGCGCAGCUGAAAGGGCAGCGCCCGUGUCGGCGGCACUCCCGGUCGCUUGGCACCGGCGUCGACGCUGAGGUCAUCGAGUGCAUAGUGGAUGCUGCGCAGGCGCCGUCGCUGGUGGCUGCUGCCGACAUUUUUUCCGCCUUUGUUGCUGCACACCUGAUGGACGGGUCCACGCUGCUCUCCUCCCCAGUUGUGCUGGUUGGUGCCGCCCUCGCUGAGGCUGUCACCCUUGGCCAGAUCGAGUCGUGCGUCAUACCCAUGCCAGAGCUACUGUCCUUCCUGGACGCAGCCAUCAGCGUUGGCCACCCCGGUGCGAUGCACUCUGUGGCCGUCUGCCUGCGCGAGGGGACAGCAGGCCUGCAGCGAGAUGUAAUAUCAAGCGAAACGUGGUUGCGCUGCGCGGCCUCGUCAGGCUACCUUCCUGCCAUGCACGAGCUCGGCGAGAGCUACGAACGUGGCGCACCCGCCUCUUCCAAGCUGCCCGCGGAGGCGGCGGAGGACGCCGCGGACUGGGGCGAGGCGAUGCAAUGGUAUCGACAGGCGGCAGAGGCCGGGUACCCGCCGUCGCAGCUGAACUUGGGUAAACUUCUCCUUGCAGCGACUGAGCAUGGCCAAAGCGAGGGCUCGGCCGCCGCGCCACAGGUGGCGCAUCUUCUCACGGAGGCCAAGCGUUGGCUUCACGCGUGCGCUGCAACCGGCGUAGAGGAGGCGGUGCGCCUCGUGAAGCGCAUCGAGGAGAAAGGUGCGCGCUAA
This is a messenger RNA of Leishmania mexicana MHOM/GT/2001/U1103, 975 nucleotides long. RefSeq lists its product as hypothetical. The transcript has a single exon. Gene Ontology annotation, molecular function: protein binding. NCBI's taxonomy places the organism in Eukaryota, Euglenozoa, Kinetoplastea, Trypanosomatida, Trypanosomatidae. The record is from RefSeq and is a predicted model, not a curated record. The coding region runs from base 1 to 975 and encodes 324 amino acids.